CACCCUCCACAUCUGAAUCAAACCAAAAUCAUUUGAAACAACAGGCCCCUACACUUCACUGUUUCUUUUCUCUCUUUGUUUCUCUUCAAGGACAAAGACCAUGGCUAAGCUUGUUUGUGUUCUGCUUCUAGCACUCAUUGCCAUUUCCAUGAUCGCAACACAGGUUAUGGCAAAAGAGAAUGCUCAGUAUCACUUGGACAGUGGGAAUUAUGGACCAGGGAGUCUAAAGAGCAAUGAGUGCCCAUCACAAUGCACUAGAAGAUGUGCACAGACACAAUAUCACAAGCCCUGCAUGUUCUUCUGCCAAAAAUGCUGUGCCAAGUGUUUGUGUGUCCCUCCUGGCUACUAUGGGAACAAGUCUGUGUGCCCCUGCUACAACAACUGGAAGACCAAGCGUGGAGGACCCAAAUGCCCUUGAAUGAUUUCCCACAGUUCAAACUUAAUUAAUUUUAUAUUAAUUAUAUUACUCAAAGAAGUGGAGCUAUAUAGCCACAGAUAUUUCUACUUGGGGGUAGCACACCUACUGCAGUUGGAUCAUCACUAUGACUAUAACCAUCAUGUUCCCUGCAAUGAAAUUAAUUAUAUCGUUAAUUUUGCUAUAGGAAACCUGUAUUGAUAUAUUUGAACCCCUCUUCCUAAACAAGCAACAGAGGGCUCUUCAUAUAAUUAAUUAAUUAAUAAAUUGUCUUAAUUUCUCA
Messenger RNA from Lotus japonicus, 698 nucleotides. RefSeq names its product gibberellin-regulated protein 6-like. The coding region runs from base 101 to 418 and encodes 105 amino acids. Lineage: Eukaryota; Viridiplantae; Streptophyta; Magnoliopsida; Fabales; Fabaceae. The transcript is spliced from 4 exons. The record is from RefSeq and is a predicted model, not a curated record.